This is a messenger RNA of Medioppia subpectinata, 1928 nucleotides long. NCBI's taxonomy places the organism in Eukaryota, Metazoa, Arthropoda, Arachnida, Sarcoptiformes, Oppiidae. The record is from the annotation of a GenBank genome assembly.
GAUUACUAUUUAGAAUAAUUAUGAUAACAGUUAUAAAACUUGCAAUUUUUAUAAUACUUUUACUGAAAUUAUGUUCAUUUAGUGUUGAAUCGGAAACUAUGGGUCCGAUUGUUAACAAUAACUAUACGUUUAGUGAACCACUGGACGAUCGGCACAAGUAUCACAUGUUCUGGACUUAUGACCAAAAGUGGGUCACUAUUAGAGUGCAGACAAUGAGUGACACAAACGACGACUGGUUUGCCGUCGGUUUCUCUCCCGACGGACUCAUCGGCGGCUCCGAUAUGUGUAUCCUUUGGACCGACACUACAUCUCACUAUAAACUACAGGACAUACAUGUGGACAGCGAUGGCAUCGGUUUAGUGGACACCAGUAAUGACUGUCAUCUCAUAAACGCCACAAAACUAUCCAAUGGUUUGAGUUUUGCGUUUAAACGCGCGUUCAAUACAUGCGAUCCAAUAGACUAUACAAUUGAGGAGGGCACCACAAACAUGGUGUGGUCAACAGGCAGUGGUUUACUCAUAGAUCGGAUUGAUUUUAAAGCUAAUAAAUACGGUUUUAGGCCAAUUAGGCUGAUGAACAUCCCGGAGCGCAUAUCGCCAGACCUGCCAAAAGCCAAAACCUAUGAUUUUCUUAAUGAUGAUAUACCGGUUCCUGUGCUGAACACCUCGUGGCAGUGCACUGUUCAUCGGUUGCCCAUGGUAUUUUACCGAAAACACCAUAUUGUUAAGUAUGAGCCCAUUAUCGAGGCGGGCAAUUAUGAAUUGGUACAUCACAUGAAACUAAUCAUGUUAAAAGACGCCCACUUUGAUAACCAAACAUAUCUGGCGGUUGAUUGCGAUGACCAGCGUUUGCAAUACAUGGAUCAGAUAAGCGCGUGGGCUAACGGAUCUAAAGCUUUCUCAUACCCCGAUGAAGCCGGAGUGCCAAUUGGUGGCCAAAGUGGACACCAAUAUCUACUAUUACAGACACAUUACCACAAUCUGGCGCUUACACGCGGCCUACGAGACAACUCAGGUUUGCGUAUCCACGUGGUCAGUAAACUACGACAAUAUGACGCUGGGCUGCUUAAAAUUGGAAUGGACGAUUUCGGUCAAUUCGCUGCCCUCCCCGGCAACCGGUCGUCAGUAGACUUGUCCGUAUAUAUGAGCGCCGAGUGCUCGGCACAGGCGCUGCCCCCACACGGCAUCACUGUAUUUGCCCAACAGUUUCAUACACACCAACGCCGUACGCGUGUCCGCACUCAACACGUACGCCAAGGUCGGGAACUGAGCGUGGUCAAUUGGGACGAACAUUGCAACUUUGAAUACCUGGAAAUUAUGCAUUUAAAACACAGGGUCAAUGUGUUGCCCGGCGAUGCGCUCGUACACACUUGUCGUUACGAUACAACCAAAAAGCCAGUUGCGCCGGACAUUAUGUGUAGCACGUUUUUGCAUUAUUACCCUGCUGUGAAUUUAAAAUGGGUGAUCAACGAUAUGCAUACUUACAUUGAUUUUAUGGCACACCAUAUGUCGUAUAGUGAACAGGAAUUGCACGAUAAUAGGCCACCGAUGGCCGAGAGAUGCGACCAAUUGUCUGGUGAUAGUUAUUCAGGUAAUUGGACCGCAAUCCCUGUGCCUAAAAUAAUUAUACCAUUACCACCGGCUCAGAAAUUUUGUACCAGGAUUUUGACCACUGUUGACAAAACACAUACAAAACAAGCGAUAGAUUACGUCGAGAAAUAUAUCGAAAAUCCCGUGAGAUUAUCGCUAAUCCUUUCGGUGGCGAUAAUCCUAUUAUUUAUAAUAAUAUUUCUAUCGUUUCAAUGCCUAACGCGAGCGGAACGUCGGGCCGAAGCCCUCUAUGCCUACCGUAAAGUCUAUACAAAACGGGAUUUAAAUUUUGAGAAAUUCCCGAACCUUUUGGCCGAAGAAAAGGUAGAGACGAAGGCA